GCGCACGCACGCUUCCGGUCAGGUGUGACGCACACGUACGCGUCCAGGACGGAGUGUGGUGGGUUCCAGAGACGCUGGUUCCGGAGACACUGACACAGACAGCGGAGGACAGACCGAGCUCAGCCGACACUGUUCUGUAGGGAGCAGAAGCCCAGAGGAGAGCUAGUGUACUACAGUGACGUCCACCUGCUGACGUGUCUGUUCUGCAGCUGUGGGAUGGCGGUGAACGUUUACUCCACGUCUAUGACCAUCGAGAACCUGAGCAGACAUGACAUGCUGGCCUGGGUCAACGACUCGCUGCACUUCAGCUACACCAAGAUCGAGCAGCUGUGCUCAGGUGCCGCCUACUGUCAGUUCAUGGACAUGCUGUUCCCCGGCUGUAUCCUGCUGAAGAGGGUCAAGUUCCAGGCCAAACUGGAGCACGAGUACAUCCACAACUUCAAAGUGCUGCAGACGGCCUUCAAGAGGAUGAACGUGGACAAGAUCAUUCCUGUGGAGAGACUCGUCAAGGGCAAGUUUCAGGACAACUUCGAGUUCCUUCAGUGGUUUAAGAAGUUCUUCGACGCUAACUAUGACGGGAAAGAGUACGAUCCUCAGUUAGCGCGACAGAGCCACGACGCCACGCCUCCAGCACACAACCCAGGGGAAGUCACCCCCACCAGAGAGCAGCAGGUAACACACACACACACACCACAGAGAGGAGAGAGAGAGAGAGAGAGAACAUACACACACA
Carassius auratus (goldfish) is the source of this 733-nucleotide messenger RNA. Its product is annotated as microtubule-associated protein RP/EB family member 3-like. Gene Ontology annotation, molecular function: microtubule binding. NCBI's taxonomy places the organism in Eukaryota, Metazoa, Chordata, Actinopteri, Cypriniformes, Cyprinidae. The annotation marks the transcript as partial. The record is from RefSeq and is a predicted model, not a curated record. The transcript is spliced from 5 exons.